Molecule: messenger RNA, 1060 nt
Organism: Colius striatus (speckled mousebird)
Lineage: Eukaryota; Metazoa; Chordata; Aves; Coliiformes; Coliidae
Gene: PSMA2
Product: proteasome 20S subunit alpha 2
Exons: 8
Coding region: 70-774 (234 amino acids)
Biological process (GO): ubiquitin-dependent protein catabolic process
Cellular component (GO): proteasome core complex, alpha-subunit complex; proteasome core complex
Source: RefSeq, a predicted model, not a curated record
UGGCGCAGGAAGCGGAAGGAGCGCCCGCGCGGAGGGAAGGGGGACGCUAGUGGAGGGCCUCGUUCUAACAUGGCGGAGCGCGGUUACAGUUUCUCGCUCACUACGUUCAGUCCUUCUGGAAAGCUGGUGCAGAUUGAAUAUGCCUUGGCUGCAGUAGCUGCAGGAGCUCCAUCAGUUGGGAUUAAAGCUGCAAAUGGAGUGGUGUUGGCAACUGAGAAGAAGCAGAAAUCUAUUCUGUAUGAUGAAAGGAGUGUCCACAAAGUAGAACCAAUUACCAAACAUAUAGGUUUAGUGUACAGCGGCAUGGGUCCAGAUUACAGAGUACUUGUGCACAGAGCUCGGAAGCUAGCCCAGCAAUAUUACUUGGUUUAUCAUGAGCCCAUCCCAACAGCUCAGCUAGUGCAGAGAAUUGCUUCUGUGAUGCAGGAAUACACACAAUCGGGUGGUGUUCGUCCAUUCGGUGUAUCGCUGCUGAUCUGCGGCUGGAAUGAAGGGCGGCCGUAUUUAUUUCAGUCGGAUCCAUCUGGUGCUUACUUUGCAUGGAAAGCAACAGCAAUGGGAAAAAAUUACGUCAAUGGGAAAACUUUCCUUGAGAAAAGAUACAAUGAAGAUUUGGAGCUUGAAGAUGCUAUCCAUACAGCUAUCUUAACACUAAAGGAGAGUUUUGAAGGGCAAAUGACAGAAGACAACAUUGAAGUUGGCAUCUGUAAUGAAGCUGGUUUUAGGAGGCUCACUCCAACUGAGGUUAAGGACUACUUGGCUGCAAUAGCAUAGUAGAAACUGAAUGAGACCACGUGAUUCACACAAAGGUCUUUUUAAUUUUGGCUACUUCAGUGUUUUUGUUUGCUGUUUUUGCAUACUUAUUUCUACAUGUUUUUUUAAAUAGCAUGGGUGCAAAUGCAGCAGUCCUGAUAUUGUAAUACAUGGAAUCUUAUUACAGGUAAUUCUUUCCCUUGAUAUGUGGAAUUUUGUACACAAGAUACUGUACAAAAUGUAAAGUUAUAAUGACAGCUUGAAAAAGGCUAAAGAAUAAAAUUUGGAGGUCAUUCUUCUGGGAGAA